Messenger RNA from Ceraceosorus bombacis, 818 nucleotides. The record is from the annotation of a GenBank genome assembly. NCBI's taxonomy places the organism in Eukaryota, Fungi, Basidiomycota, Exobasidiomycetes, Ceraceosorales, Ceraceosoraceae.
CGGCAACAUCAACGAUGCAUGCGACACCCGUGGCUCGUAUCCAUCGCUACGGAACGCCAUAUGGUCGACUCCGCCAUUGACGACUCAUCGUGCGUCACGCUCUCUUCCACAUUGAGAUUUUCUUUCGUUCCACUCACGACUUAGUCUAGGCUGGCUUACAGUAGCCGAGAUCACCAUGCAAGUACGCGAGCACAUCCUCUGCCAUGGCUGCCUUUCGCGACUUGACACGCAUCUCCUGAGAAGGUGCGGGCGGGCCACGUAAGCCAUGCCUCCACCGCAAGGGACGGCCAUCACAUCGAUUGUCUGGCGCAGAGCUCCUAAGUGCCAUUGCCGCUAGGGCCUGCGUGGGAAUAUGCACAGACACUUUCCCUUCAUGCCCUCAUCCGCAUUCUCAAGGCCUGCGCUACAGACCGCAGACAUGUAGGCAGCUCAUUCGCGAUUGGCCUUUCAUUACGUGAUUGCGCCAUUCGUGAUUCAUGAUCCUGGCACACCCAAGGUCGAACGCCGUCUCUAUCCGCCAAGCUUCAUCAGGCGCGAGCUCGGAUGCUGCGGAUCGAGGUGGUGGCUCCAGGCCCUCCUACGUUGCUUUGCGCUCGAGAUGUGCUCGCGCUGAUUCAUUCAUCCUUAGUCACGGCUUCAGUGGUCAGCCAGCGUACCGUGAGAGGGAGACCGAGUCAUGGUACGACAGCUGAGGUCAUCAGACUUGGUUGGACUGGAAGCAUCAAAUGAGUCGGUCAAGUCCCUAAUCCUUUUCGCCUCUCGCUCGCGAUUUCACAUGAGCUUUCUCCGAAAGUUGCGCUAAUGCGAGUCUGCGUCGG